AUGACCAACGGCUGCAUCAACAGGAUGAGCAGGGACGAGCUCAGGAGCAAGCUGGCCGAGUUCAAGCUCGACACCAGAGGAGUGAAAGAUGUCCUGAAAAAGAGGCUGAAGAACUACUAUAAGAAACAGAAGCUGAUGCAGAAGGAGCCCCCGGAUGGAGGCAGCUGCUACGACUACAUCUGUGUCGUUGACUUCGAAGCAACGUGCGAGGAAGGAAACCCGCCUGAGUUCGUGCAUGAAAUCAUCGAGUUUCCUGUUGUCCUGUUAAACACACGCACCCUGGAAAUAGAGGAUGCCUUCCAGCAGUACGUGAAGCCAGAGAUUAAUCCCAAGCUUUCGGCCUUCUGCAUCAGUCUCACGGGAAUCACGCAGGACAUUGUCGAUAAGGCCGACACGUUCCCUCAAGUCCUGCAGAACGUCGUGGAGUGGAUGCGGCAGUGGGAGCUGGGCACGAAGUACAGCUACUCCCUGCUGACCGACGGAUCUUGGGACAUGAGUAAAUUUUUGAAUAUCCAGUGCCGUAUUAGUCGUAUCAAGUAUCCAUCUUUUGCCAAAAGGUGGAUCAACAUUCGCAAAUCGUACGGGAACUUCUACAAGGUGCCGCGGAGCCAGACGAAGCUGACGAUGAUGCUGGAGCAGCUGGGCAUGUGCUACGCCGGGCGGCCCCACAGCGGCCUGGACGACGCGUGCAACAUCGCGGCCAUCGCGGUGCGCCGAGUCCGUGAUGGAUGUGAACUCUGUGGGAUGAGGGACUUGGUGGCCACCGUGGUCAGCUCUGAGGGCCACUGCACCGCUAAGCGCACAGGCCUCAAUGGCAGUUUUUGCUCGCGGCAAAGGCGUCCCUCGGAGACGGAGGGAGUCGGGCGGUGCCGAUGGGCACGCGGGCCCAGAAGGGAUGAGCCGGCAGGAUCGGCGCUGCUCUGCGCCCGGGCACGGAGCAGCCCGCGGAGAGGGCGGUUUCUGCCGGGGACGGUGACGUGUGCGGACGGAGACGGGCCGCCCUCCUGCACGUGGCUGCAGGCAGGACGCAGGCCGUGA
Tinamus guttatus (white-throated tinamou) is the source of this 1038-nucleotide messenger RNA. The record is from RefSeq and is a predicted model, not a curated record. NCBI's taxonomy places the organism in Eukaryota, Metazoa, Chordata, Aves, Tinamiformes, Tinamidae.